Messenger RNA from Eruca vesicaria subsp. sativa (arugula), 1166 nucleotides. The record is from the annotation of a GenBank genome assembly. Lineage: Eukaryota; Viridiplantae; Streptophyta; Magnoliopsida; Brassicales; Brassicaceae.
CUCUUUUCUAUCUUCUUUUUUCUUCAUCAGUUGUAGAAUUAUUAGGGAAGCCAAUCUAGAAGCGAAGCAAGGUCCCCAAGAAUCUCCGUCUUCCGUUUCCCAGAUUCUCUUCUCUUCUCCAGGUAAGAAGUUCAAUUUAGAUUGAAUAUGAGAGCCUUCUAAUGUCACUGUUUCGUAUCUUCAUUAAUCAGCUUGACGAAGACGACCUAGAAAUGGCAAGUUCGAAGAAAGUGAUAACACGUGAGGAGUGGGAGAAGAAGCUAAACGCUGUAAAGCUUAGGAAGGAAGACAUGAACACUCUCGUCAUGAACUUUCUUGUUACUGAGGGUUUUGUUGAAGCUGCUGACAAGUUCCAAAGGGAGUCUGGAACUAAACCUGAGAUAGAUCUGUCCACCAUCACUGAUCGAAUGGCUGUUAAAAAGGCUGUGCAAAACGGUCACGUUGAGGAUGCUAUUGAAAAAGUUAACGAUUUGAAUCCUGAGAUACUAGACACGAAUCCGGAGCUCUUCUUUCAUCUUCAGCAGCAAAGGUUGAUUGAACUUAUUCGACAUGGCAAGAUUGAAGAAGCCUUGGAGUUUGCUCAAGAGGAACUUGCUCCACGUGGCGAAGAAAACCAAUCGUUUCUGCAAGAACUGGAAAAAACUGUAGCGCUGCUUGUUUUUGAAGAUGCCUCUAAUUGUCCUGUUAAAGAUCUUCUUGACAUUUCCCACCGCCUUAAGACUGCAAGUGAAGUCAAUGCAGCCAUUCUUACCAGCCAGAGUCAUGAAAAAGAUCCAAAACUUCCAAGCUUGUUGAAGAUGCUGAUUUGGGCUCAGAAUCAGCUGGAUGAGAAAGCAGUGUAUCCGCACAUCAAUGAUUUGUCUACUGCCCAGCUCCAAGACCCCUCAGAAUAAUUCAAUACUUCUUUCAGCAAGAGGCAAAAAAAAAAACUGCAGAAGGGAACAAUCAGUGUUACCCUUCUCUUCCCUUCUACCUCAAUAACAUAUAUGUUUAGCUUUUCUGCUUUUCUUUUUUCUUCUGCAUGGGAACUUGUUGUACCCGGAAUUGUUUAGGAUGUGGAAGGGAACAUAAAACUGUGUGGGGAAUGAAUUAUUCUACUCAAAUGUUGUGAUUCUCAACAUAAUUGCAUGUGCACAAUUGUUUUGAAUGAAGUUAUUGAAUCUUCC